AUUGACAGUGCUACUGAGAACAAGGUAAGUUUACAGUGUGGAGUCUACAGAUAAAGGAGAAACCAAGUGACAGUGGAAAAAGCAACCAGUGUACUGCAGUGAAUCUCUUCACCUCCAGCUCAAUUUCUCUACCUCUCACAUUGAAGAUGAAGUCUGUCUGGGCAUUGGUUUUCUUGGCAACGUGUGCACUGGUGGUUGUGUCUUUUCAGGCUAUACAGCAGGAGAUUAACAUUCGCAAAAUGAGAAAUAUGAUGCUUUCAAACGCUCAAGAGGUGAAGAAAAAUGAGGAUGCAAUCCUGAGUUCCAAAACGGAACUGCAGAAACUAAGCGUUCAGCUAGUUCCACUGGACAAGGAGAAAAUUCAGUUGUCAAAGAAGUUGGAAGACCUGGUGAAAGAGAAAGAAAUCUCUGAACAGAACAUGAACACCUGUCAAACACAGAAGCAAGAAGCCGAGCAGCAUAGGUCAGAAAAAACUGUAGAAGCCGAUGCACAAAAAACAAAUCAGAAUGGUGAGAUACAGAAAGUGCAGGAAGAGGUCCAGAGUUUGCAGAAACAGAUUCUGGACAGAGAUACAAAGAUCUGUUUGUAUGUGGAUAAAGAUCGGGAAGAGGGAAGGGCGUUGUGUGUGGACAAAAUGCCUCCCAGUUAGUCAUAAAAAGGAUAAAAAGGAAAACCAGGAACAUAUAUAGUUUGAUCCAUAAAUAAUAGAACAAUAAAAACUGAUCAUGUUUUGCACUUGGGCUACUCUGAGGACUGCUCCUAUGUGUUUUAGUGUGGAUUGUAGUUUCCAAGUACAGAGAUUAAAUGACGGGUUUUAUGCAUUGUUACAUUUUGAAUUGUUGUACACAUGGCAAAAUAAAUACAUACUCAGCAAACAUGAA
This is a messenger RNA of Tachysurus vachellii, 882 nucleotides long. RefSeq lists its product as uncharacterized. The transcript is spliced from 4 exons. Bases 147 to 650 code for a protein of 167 amino acids. The record is from RefSeq and is a predicted model, not a curated record. NCBI's taxonomy places the organism in Eukaryota, Metazoa, Chordata, Actinopteri, Siluriformes, Bagridae.